GAGCCAGCAGUCGUCUUGUCUAGUUGUCUGUAGCUACGUUCACUUUUCAUUGUUUUUGAUCUCCCGAGUUUCCAUAGUUAUUUACCAACUCCGAGCAAAUAACAAACGUUAUCGAACAUCAAAUUUCAUACGUUUAAAUCAACAUAUCAUUCUAAGUCUCAAGAUGCAAAUAUUUGUGAAAACUCUUACUGGAAAAACCAUAACUUUAGAAGUAGAAUCGUCAGACUCUAUUGAAAAUGUGAAAGCUAAGAUUCAAGACAAAGAAGGAAUCCCACCAGAUCAACAGAGAUUAAUUUUUGCCGGAAAACAAUUGGAAGAUGGCCGUACAUUAUCUGACUACAAUAUUCAGAAAGAAUCAACACUUCACUUAGUACUCCGUCUUCGAGGUGGAAUGCAAAUCUUUGUGAAAACUCUUACUGGCAAAACCAUCACAUUAGAAGUAGAAUCGUCAGAAUCUAUUGAAAAUGUAAAAGCUAAAAUUCAAGACAAAGAAGGAAUCCCACCAGAUCAACAGAGAUUAAUUUUCGCUGGAAAACAACUGGAAGAUGGCCGUACAUUAUCUGACUACAAUAUUCAGAAAGAAUCAACUCUUCACUUAGUACUCCGUCUUCGAGGUGGAAUGCAAAUAUUUGUGAAAACUCUUACUGGCAAAACCAUCACUUUAGAAGUAGAAUCGUCAGACUCUAUUGAAAAUGUGAAAGCUAAAAUUCAAGACAAAGAAGGAAUCCCACCAGAUCAACAGAGAUUAAUUUUUGCCGGAAAACAAUUGGAAGAUGGCCGUACAUUAUCUGACUACAAUAUUCAGAAAGAAUCAACACUUCACUUAGUACUCCGUCUUCGAGGUGGAAUGCAAAUCUUUGUGAAAACUCUUACUGGCAAAACCAUCACAUUAGAAGUAGAAUCGUCAGACUCUAUUGAAAAUGUAAAAGCUAAAAUUCAAGACAAAGAAGGAAUCCCACCAGAUCAACAGAGAUUAAUUUUCGCUGGAAAACAACUGGAAGAUGGCCGUACAUUAUCUGACUACAAUAUUCAGAAAGAAUCAACUCUUCACUUAGUACUCCGUCUUCGAGGUGGAAUGCAAAUAUUUGUGAAAACUCUUACUGGCAAAACCAUCACUUUAGAAGUAGAAUCGUCAGACUCUAUUGAAAAUGUGAAAGCUAAAAUUCAAGACAAAGAAGGAAUCCCACCAGAUCAACAGAGAUUAAUUUUUGCCGGAAAACAAUUGGAAGAUGGCCGUACAUUAUCUGACUACAAUAUUCAGAAAGAAUCAACUCUUCACUUAGUACUCCGUCUUCGAGGUGGAAUGCAAAUCUUUGUGAAAACUCUUACUGGCAAAACCAUCACAUUAGAAGUAGAAUCGUCAGACUCUAUUGAAAAUGUAAAAGCUAAAAUUCAAGACAAAGAAGGAAUCCCACCAGAUCAACAGAGAUUAAUUUUCGCUGGAAAACAACUGGAAGAUGGCCGUACAUUAUCUGACUACAAUAUUCAGAAAGAAUCAACACUUCACUUAGUACUCCGUCUUCGAGGUGGAAUGCAAAUAUUUGUGAAAACUCUUACUGGCAAAACCAUCACAUUAGAAGUAGAAUCGUCAGACUCUAUUGAAAAUGUGAAAGCUAAAAUUCAAGACAAAGAAGGAAUCCCACCAGAUCAACAGAGAUUAAUUUUCGCUGGAAAACAACUGGAAGAUGGCCGUACAUUAUCUGACUACAAUAUUCAGAAAGAAUCAACACUUCACUUAGUACUCCGUCUCCGAGGUGGAAUGCAAAUAUUUGUGAAAACUCUUACUGGCAAAACCAUCACUUUAGAAGUAGAAUCGUCAGACUCUAUUGAAAAUGUGAAAGCUAAAAUUCAAGACAAAGAAGGAAUCCCACCAGAUCAACAGAGAUUAAUUUUUGCCGGAAAACAAUUGGAAGAUGGCCGUACAUUAUCUGACUACAAUAUUCAAAAAGAAUCAACACUUCACUUAGUACUCCGUCUUCGAGGUGGAAUGUAAAUUUCUCAGGCCAAUAGCAAUCUAUCUUUAACAAAAAACAACUGGAAUGCUGUAUCAAAUAAUGAUUUUUAGUAUAGAUUAUACAAACAACUAAUCAUAAAUAAUAAAAUAAAAUUCUAUGUUUAUUCAUUUCACACUAUGGUUUACAAAUGAUAUAUUAUUAUUAAUAUACAUUGUCGCUAUAAUACAAAAACUGGUGAUGUCAACUCUUUUAUAAUUUAAAUUUAAUAUAACUAAACAAUUAUGAUAUUAAGUUGUGCAAAAAGUCAUAAAAUUAGAAAUGAAAUUAUAAGAAUUUUUACAUUACAGUGAUGUUAUAUACAUACUA
Messenger RNA from Metopolophium dirhodum (rose-grain aphid), 2321 nucleotides. RefSeq names its product polyubiquitin-C. Bases 164 to 1993 code for a protein of 609 amino acids. Gene Ontology annotation, molecular function: protein tag activity; ubiquitin protein ligase binding. Gene Ontology annotation, cellular component: nucleus; cytoplasm. The transcript has 2 exons. NCBI's taxonomy places the organism in Eukaryota, Metazoa, Arthropoda, Insecta, Hemiptera, Aphididae. Gene Ontology annotation, biological process: protein ubiquitination; modification-dependent protein catabolic process. The record is from RefSeq and is a predicted model, not a curated record.